This is a messenger RNA of Styela clava, 1622 nucleotides long. The record is from RefSeq and is a predicted model, not a curated record. Lineage: Eukaryota; Metazoa; Chordata; Ascidiacea; Stolidobranchia; Styelidae.
UCAAUAGUGCUGUCAGCAUAUGUGGCGAAGACUCAAUAAAUGAAAAUUCAAGAAGCUUGUUAAAAGAAUUGGCCAACACUUACAUGAAGCUAUAUACAAACCAAACUAUUGAGUUUUUUGGUCUGAGAGAUUUCUAUAGUCUCAUCAAAUCCAUUCAGCCCAAUCCAAGUGAUGUGGUAGAAGUUUGGACAGCCAUUUCAAGGAAUUUUAGUGGUUCAGCUCAUGAUGUAUCCAAUGUUUUCAAACAAGAUUUGCAAAAAAAGUUCCCAACAUUUGAACCAGGUACAAUUCCUCUUACAAGCAUUGUGGAAACAAAUCUUGGAGAAACAGACAGUAGAUUUUUGUUGUUGCAAACAAAUUCACAUGCAUCCCUAAACUUGAUAUCAAUUUUGCUUAAGGGCAUAAUAGGAGAGCAAGGAACAUGGAAACCUGUAUUUGGCUCAGCUUUCCCUGGAGAUAAAAAUUUCACUGAAUAUUGCAGAAAUGUUAGACAUAUCAAAACCUACAUGGAAACUGGUGAAACGGUAGUUCUUCUGAAUCUUUCAGAAAUUCAUGAGUCAUUCUAUGAUGCUUUGAAUCAACACUACGUUACGCUUGGUGAUAAACGUUACGUCGAUAUCGGCUUCAAAGGCCAUAGCGUCAAAACGUCCAUAAAUCAAAAUUUCAGGCUCAUUAUUAUUGAAAAUAAAGAAAAGGUUCAAGAAUAUCCUAUACCCCUGAUCAAUCGACUGGAAAAGCAUUUUUUAAAUGCUGAAUGUCUCUUGAAGGACUCUGAUAUUGCUAAAGCCAAUGACCUGAAAACUUGGAUGGAAACAUUUGUCUCGCUAGAUUUCAGACUUAGUGAUAUAUUCAUUGGAUAUCAGGAAGAUUUUGCUAGUUGCGCAAUUUUACGCAGCAAUGGAGAUAUAAAAAGCGGAAAGCAAGCCAUUUUGCAAACAGCCACUUUGGAUGCAAUUUAUCGCCUUGGUGACGACAAUGUGGAUAAACUCAGAUAUCUCAAAUCCAAUAUCCACUUCAACUUGAUGGAUCUGUUGAUAGAUGCUUUACUAGAUAAGAGCAAAGUACAUUCUUCUGAUAUGUUAAAUGAUCCGUUACAAGAUAAGAGAAAAGUACAUUCUUUCGAAGUUGUAACUUUUUCUAACAUUUUGCCUGCUCACAGUAGACUUCCCAUUGAAAAGGAGCUCAACCUUCCGGGAAACAGUGUAAUGAUACUGGAUUUAAAAGCCUAUGAAGCACGUCAUCAAUUGGAAGAAGACUUAGACUGCUUUUUGAAUCGUUGCAAAAGGGAAAUUUCUGAAGAGGAACUAACUUGCACUCAAGGUGCUGUAUUGAUAUUGCAGUGUCCCCAGGCAGAACGGAAUGGAGAACUGAUGGAAUUUGCAAAGCAUGUUUGGGAUUCCAAAAACAAAGAGAAUCUCCGUAUCCCAAUUGUUGUUAUCAUACUGUGGUCAGUUGAAAGGAGUGUUUAUACUCAAUCUGUCAGAGUUCAAAUUUGUGAAGAAUUUCAACUGGUGUACUUGGAUGAAGUAGACAUGUUGUUCAGCUUUAUUGCCAUCUUGUCAUUUGAUGAAGUCAAAUUUUCUUGACUUAUUUCAUGUCCUUGAAACUGAUCCAGAACGUAC